AACCAGGCACCCCGUUAUGGUUAGGGUUCAGCGGUAAUAGAAAAGCUUCUGUGUUUAUAUACCAAUUUAGAUGCAAAGAAAAUUUUUUAGGAAGUGUUUAGUAAUAUUAACUAUAUAUCCCAAAAUUUUCAGUAUAAAAAGAAAUGUCGAGUAUAAAUAGUAGAUCCGAUGGCAGUAGCAAAUUAUGUUGCUACGCUCAUCCUGAAGCACCACUAAUUGAGGACUACAGAGCUGGAGACAUGAUUUGCUCAGAAUGUGGACUUGUAGUAGGUGAUCGUGUUAUUGAUGUAGGCUCGGAGUGGCGUACGUUUAGUAAUGAAAAAAGUGGUGUUGAUCCAAGCCGUGUCGGAGGAGCUGAAAAUCCAUUGCUUGGUGGGGGAGAUCUGUCAACAAUAAUUGGACCGGGAACAGGGUCUGCAUCCUAUGACGCAUUUGGUGCAGCAAAAUAUCAAAAUAGACGCACAAUGAGUAGCUCCGAUAGAUCAUUGAUUUCAGCCUUUAAGGAAAUAUCUACAAUGGCAGAUCGGAUAAAUCUUCCAAAAACAAUAGUUGAUCGCGCUAAUAAUCUCUUUAAGCAGGUACAUGAUGGUAAAAAUCUCAAAGGACGGUCUAAUGAUGCUAAGGCAUCUGCAUGUUUAUAUAUUGCCUGCCGACAAGAGGGAGUUCCUCGUACUUUCAAAGAAAUCUGUGCUGUUAGCAAAAUAAGCAAAAAGGAAAUUGGUCGUUGCUUCAAGUUGACUCUAAAAGCACUUGAAACAAGUGUAGAUUUAAUUACUACAGCGGAUUUCAUGUCCAGAUUUUGUGCCAAUCUUGACCUUCCAAAUAUGGUACAGCGAGCUGCGACAUAUAUAGCGAAAAAAGCUGUCGAAAUGGACAUUGUUCCAGGAAGAUCGCCAAUUUCAGUUGCCGCCGCAGCUAUAUAUAUGGCUUCUCAGGCUUCUGAACAUAAACGUAGUCAAAAAGAAAUUGGCGACAUUGCAGGUGUGGCUGAUGUGACCAUAAGGCAAUCGUACAAAUUGAUGUAUCCACAUGCACUGAAGCUAUUUCCUGAGGAUUUCAAGUUCACUACGCCUAUUGAUCAACUACCACAGAUGUAGCUUUGUAGCUUAAACUAAUUAUUCGCUAUCACCAUUACAAUAAAUAAACAUAAAAUCUAUAAUUUGUAAUUUAAAAAUGA
Molecule: messenger RNA, 1177 nt
Organism: Bactrocera neohumeralis
Lineage: Eukaryota; Metazoa; Arthropoda; Insecta; Diptera; Tephritidae
Gene: TfIIB
Product: transcription initiation factor IIB
Exons: 5
Coding region: 144-1097 (317 amino acids)
Biological process (GO): transcription initiation at RNA polymerase II promoter; transcription preinitiation complex assembly
Cellular component (GO): transcription preinitiation complex; nucleus
Molecular function (GO): TBP-class protein binding; RNA polymerase II general transcription initiation factor activity
Source: RefSeq, a predicted model, not a curated record